Messenger RNA from Perkinsus marinus ATCC 50983, 768 nucleotides. Its product is annotated as glucosamine-fructose-6-phosphate aminotransferase, putative. The transcript has 4 exons. Gene Ontology annotation, biological process: fructose 6-phosphate metabolic process; UDP-N-acetylglucosamine metabolic process; protein N-linked glycosylation. The coding region runs from base 1 to 768 and encodes 255 amino acids. Lineage: Eukaryota; Perkinsozoa; Perkinsida; Perkinsidae. Gene Ontology annotation, molecular function: carbohydrate derivative binding; L-glutamine:D-fructose-6-phosphate transaminase (isomerizing) activity. The record is from RefSeq and is a predicted model, not a curated record.
AUGCUUGCUUCCGAUGCUUCUGCCGUUGUCGAGUUCACCAAGGAUGUUGUCUAUCUACGUGAUGGUGAACUUGCUGAGGUCCUUAUCGUGAUCUCCCAGUCUGGUGAAACAGCCGAUACCCUGGAGGGUGUUCGUGUUGCUAGGAAAUAUGGUUCGUUGUCGAUCGGCAUUGUUAACACUGUUGGAUCCACCAUUGCCCGUGAUACUGAUGCUGGUACAUAUCUUCAUGCUGGUCCUGAGACCGGUGUCGCUUCCACCAAGGCUUUCACUUCCCAGAUGUAUCGUUAUCCCGAAACUAUUCAGCGAGUGCUGAAACUCAACUAUGAAGUUAAGAACCUCUCCCUGUAUUUCCGCCUUGCGAGCAACUUCCUCUUCCUCGGUCGUGGAAUUCACUUUUCUAUCCAUGCUGAAGGGUAUCCAGCUGCUGAGAUGAAGCAUGGUCCCAUCGCUUUGAUCGAUCGCAUGAUGCCUGUUGUUUGUAUUGCCCCUAAGAGUGAUCCAACUUAUGAUAAGGUCAAGGCUAACAUCGGGGAAGUUAAGGCUCGUAAUGGGGAUCUUCUCAUCAUCACCGAAGAAGGCAGCCGCGACUUGGACAACAAGUUCGCCGGCGACAAGGAUCUCAUCACUCGUGUGCCAACUGUCGAUAUAAUCUUACAGCCUAUUGUCACUACAAUACCUCUCCAAAUGCUCUCAUAUUAUGUUGCCGAUCUCCGUGGUUGCUCUAUUGAUAAACUUCGUAACCUCGCCAAGUCGGUCACCGUCGAAUAG